GACGUGCUACUUGCAUGUUAGCAUGAGAACAUGAGGAUGAAGGAAUUAUGCACCCUCCACUCAGUAGUUAAUCUAUAAAUAUAUAUGUUUUAAACACGUCACAGUCUGUCAGUUGCUACGCAAGACAUACCAGUAACACAAACGAAGGAUGGAGAGGAAUGAAGAUGGGAAUGUAAAAUUGUAUGCCAUUUCUGAUUGACUUAAGUUAGGUCUUACAGGCUACAACAGGUGCUAGGUAAUGCUAGCAUAGUUAGCUGGCUGGCUUGCAUGCAAGUCGAAGUGAACGGUUGCAAACGAAGUGACAGCUGGGGCAAUUUACUAUGGAUCAAAGCGGUUGUAGUUCUAAACUUACAUUUUAGUUUUAACGUCGUUUUAACCAUAGUCGAUAGUUCUGAAUGAUUUCAAUCCAUUACUUUGCAGCAAGUCUGCUGCUGCAUACGACCAUCUUCUUGUGUUGGCUAACCUUAAUGGCUAGCUAUCUAGCUAAGUUAACUUAAGUUUGACAUGUUUGGACGGCACGUAUUUGAAACGCUGACCAAGCUUAUAACUCUCAGGGGCGUGCAUUUUCCUGCGUCCGCAAAUGUCCGAUUACUGGUUUGCUCUAAUGAGAAAUUAUUUCAGCUAACUCGAGCAAGCUCUUGCAACAUCUUGCCAAGUAAGCUAAAUUAUAUGGACAUGCAACCUCCUGGCGGCCUCGAAGUCGCCUCUCUUCUUGAGGUCGAUAUUCCCAUGGAGCAUGAUAGUCAUGAGUUAUCAUCUGCAACAGUUGCAAGUUUUGAUACAGUCCCUGCAGAGAAAGCUUCAAGUUCUGUGAAAGGAGACGUCAGCCCUGAAAAGGCAAAGAGAGUGAAAAAGAAAGCUAAGAAGCCUCACGGUCGUAAGAAGCAGACAAAGAUAUCAGAGUGCACUGAUGACCUCAUGGCAGAACUACCUUUUGCUGGCACAAAAGUGUGGAAAGACCUUGAAUUUACAAGCUCAGAGCGACUGAAGAAAAAACGGAAAAUUGGUGAAAGUGGAGAGAGCGAGGAGGAUGGAGACGGAAAAAAAAAGAAGAAGAAAAAGGAGUCUCACCGUCCAAAUUACUUUGUCUCGAUUCCAAUCACUAACCCACAGAUUAAGGCGGAGGUGGAGGCAGUCCAGGCGGAGGUAAUCCGGAGAGACCCUCGGCUGAGCCGUGCGCUCAUCCCCACCGGCAGCCUGCAUAUCACGCUGCUGGUGACCCACUUGGGCAGCCAGGAGCAAGUCGACUCGGCCGCAUGUGCUCUGGACCACAGCAGGCAGAGCGUGUUGGAGCUGCUGGAGGGCCGGGAGCUGGUGCUGCCCUUCUCUGGCGUGACCAGCUUCAAGAACGAGGUGGUGUUCGUCCAGCUCACAGAGGGGGAGCACGUUGACAAGCUGACAGAAAUUGCAGAGGCAGUGAGGCGGACGUUUGUGGAGCGCGGCAUCGCUGUGACGGACGACAAAGCCUUCAAACCUCACCUGACCUUCAUGAAGCUCUCCCGGGCACCCAGACUCAGGAGUCAGGGCAUUAAGAAGCUGGACCCGGAGCUGUACACCGAGUUCUCUCAACAGCGAUUUGGGGACGAAACCUUGUCCCGCUUAGACCUGUGCUCCAUGCUGAAGAAGAAGAGCCCCGAUGGCUACUUCCACCGCGAGAAGUCCGUCAGCUUCGAUCUUACUCAAAGAGCUCACCGAGCCUCACGGACAAGUGGAAAGAAGCAUCCGGAGCCAGACGAUGAGGAACUGGUAAGCCUGAGCAAGCGUCUGGUAGACGACGCGGUGUUACGGGCCGUGCAGCAGUACAUGGAGGAGACGCAGCAGAGCAACGGCGCCGCCCAGACCAAAGGCGAGGGCCCCACGCCCAGACCGUCGCCCACGGCAACCCAGCUUCCAGCGAACACCCUCAACUCUAACGCCAGCAAAUGACUGCCCAGCCGACAAACCCCUGACCUCCGCCCCCCAGCCCCCAGCACAGCCCACUGAGGGGCCCAGCCUCUGCUACAUCCCUCACCCCACACCCCCACCCCAAGGCAGGGCACCAGCCAGAGGUGCCCACAGCUUGGGCAGCAGAGACUACAUGAAGAGCCAAAAGAUGAGGAAGAAGAUGAGGAAGAAGAAGUGGAAGAGCUCCCUUGAGAAUUGAAGGCUUUUUUUUUUUUUUUUUUUUGGAGUGUUGCGCAGUAUUUAUCCUGGAUAUGCAGCGGUGAGGAUUUGAGAAGAUUGGAAGCUUGUGCAGCUUUUUUUCUUUUUUUUUUUUUUUGUUUCCCAUUGUAUUUUUUGUCUUUCUGAGUUAUGAUCCCUGCCAAGCAGCUCAGCACAACCCACCGUACUCUACUGUCUUGACUCUCACAUUACAUUUUACACUCUCCACGUGUACACAAAUGAUUAUUUUUGGUUUUUUUCUUGACUAUUUCCAUUUUAAUUUAGAGUGACCUUUUCUCUUCUGUCCUUGACAGUAUGUAUGUGUGAGUGUGUGUAUUUGUUUGUAAGUAUCUUGGGUCCCUGAGUGGAAGACUUUGACCUUUUGUGCAGAGGUUACCACUAGAAUCGAACUGUCGAACACCCACACAAACCCUGGGUGCUCAAACACUUGGUGGUGAAGAUGGACAGUUAUGGUCAGGCACACACUACACCUGCAUCUCUUUUGCGGUCAGUUGUCUGGAGAACCGCAAAACAGGCAGGCCAGUCUCGGGCUGACAUCAGCUGAUUGGUGCAAAGACAAUCACACAUCUCGACUAAACCUUAAAAUAUCACUACAGAACAAAACAAAACAAAAAACAAAAGCCAGCUUCUCCGAAAACCUUGUCUGAAACUAAGACCAAUGAAAUGUGUUUUUAGAGUUCGUAUGAAAUUCUACUAUUAUUAUUAUUAUUAUUAUUAUUAUUAUUAUUAUUAUUAUGAUCAUGGACUAUGCAGUUGAAAAACAUGCUGUGAACGAUGUUUACACAUUGUGCAGUCAGUGCUAUGUGUUUGCUGAAACUUGAAAAACAGUAGCGUUUUAAUCCUAGCAAUGUCCAUAUGGGGGGUGAGGAUGCUUUAAAACUCCACAGGGGCUGUAGGCAGGGAGUGUGGGGCAGGAUGGAAAGGGUUAAGAGGAUUGGCAACCAUCAUGUUUUGAGUUCAAAAGGCCAGCCAGUGUUUUUAUUACGUCUGGUUUUUGGUUCUUGUUUUUGUUUCGUUUUUUGGUUGUGUUGUCUCAUUGUUGAUGUUUGGAACAGGGUGUGAGUGUGAUGAGAGCUCCAUCAGAAAGGCCCUGGACUGUCAGAGAAAAUCGGUCCGGCAGAGACUGGGGAGCAUUCGGACUCUCCUGACCCAGCCGUCGGUGCGAGCUCAGAUCAUCCAGGAGCUCCAUGGAGAGCACAGGACACAUGCACCACCUUGACCACUCAUUGACCCUAGCUGGACAGUGUUCAGGACAACACAUCGCGAAGGAAAAUGGCCUAUCCAUAGCCAAUGAAGUAUUGCUGUUGCAGCUGUAAUAAUUGACAAAAAAUGGACUGUUAAUGUGAUGUGUAUGAAAAGCUAAGGCGCACACACACACACCUACAUGCAUAAUGACACACACACACACGCACACACUGAGAGCUCACUGUCUUAAGCCAAUGACUAAGGUGAAUACAUCUGACAGGUCUGGACGAUUCCCAUAUUUUACAUUAUCUUUAAAUUAUUUUUGCAUUAUCUCAUUUUAAAUUCUCUUAAAAGUCUUUAAAACCUGUUCUUACAUGCAAAAAGCACAAACACAUAAGUUGAAGUUUAAAAGUUAUUUUUGCAUUUCAUUAGGGUCAAAGAGAGACCUUAGCUACCACUUCAAGUGGCCUUAACUAUUCAAUUAGAACAUGGAUGUUGCGUCAUAACCUUGCACUCAGAGACAUGGUUUCAAUGCUUUUUACUUUUCAUCGUCUGUUAGUAUUACAGCUGAAACUUUCACCAAAACCUUAAAAAGAACAGAACACAUGCUUUAUUUUCCCAUUUCAUACUCAUUUGUUUGCUGUCAUACACGGCGAGUCAGAUGAGAUGAAGUGAUUUUUGUUUUUUGAUUUUUUUUUACUUUAGCUCUGCCAGAUGUUGAGUGUCAUUUAAUAUGAUCAGCCAUGGUAAACAGUCCGACUCAAUAAAAGCAGGAUGUGAUUUUU
Messenger RNA from Alosa alosa (allis shad), 4133 nucleotides. RefSeq names its product A-kinase anchor protein 7-like. The record is from RefSeq and is a predicted model, not a curated record. Gene Ontology annotation, cellular component: cytosol. Gene Ontology annotation, molecular function: protein kinase A regulatory subunit binding. NCBI's taxonomy places the organism in Eukaryota, Metazoa, Chordata, Actinopteri, Clupeiformes, Clupeidae.